This is a messenger RNA of Aureobasidium musti, 1347 nucleotides long. The record is from the annotation of a GenBank genome assembly. NCBI's taxonomy places the organism in Eukaryota, Fungi, Ascomycota, Dothideomycetes, Dothideales, Saccotheciaceae.
AUGGACGCCCUUCUGCAUAGUGGCGCAUUUGCCUUAACCACUAUUCUACUUGCUGCAUUAAUUGCUUCUCUCUUCAUCUUCAGCUCCCACUUCCAAAGACAAUUGGACGCCGAAUCAACAGUGCCAGGAUGUCGGCGCUUUGGUCUCGUCGGAAAGAGCAACAUGUCUGAUCAGUACUCACCUGAACACAAUGGAGAGAACUUUACAUCUUCGGCUGCAUGCAAGAUCAAAGCUCUCUUCAUCUACCCGAUCAAGUCCUGCAAGCCUGUGGAAAUCGAGCACGACGAUGUCAUUCUAACUGGACUGCGCUAUGAUCGCCAAUUCUGUUUCGCUCAGCUCAAGACAGAAGAGGCAGAGAAGGAUGAGGGAGACCUCAGCGUCAGUACUAAAUGGGUUCACAACUGGAAAUUCAUCACACAGCGCAAUGUGCCCCGAUUGAGCCAGGUCGACGUCAAAGUCUGGGUACCGGACCCGUCAUCUCCUUCGUACUCCCCAGAGGCGGAAUGGGUAAAAUCCAAGGGUUGUGUCGUUUGCUCAUUUGCCUUCACCCCGGAGUGGUCCUGGAAUCUGGAUGGCCUCAAGACCGCAUUCUCACUUCUGAAGACCAAGAUUGCUCAGCGCGAUAUCAGAGCCGAGCCGCGCCUUACCUUCAAGCUCCCUAUCGCCCCCGACGAGAAGAGGUCACAGAAUUACAACCGAGAAGUCAUGAAAAUCUGGAAGUGUUCACCUACGGCCAUCAACAUCACAUCCGAGAUACCGACAGACACACUGGCCAAGUUGAAAUACUUCCUUGGUGUCUCCAAUCCUCUUGCUCUCUUCAUGGCAGAUCCUGAAAACCAUCGUCAAGUCUUCAGGAAUGCACCUACAGUUGAAGAGGCUGGCUACCAACCUGGUGUGGGCUUUGCCGAUGCUUAUCCACUGUCCAUAAUGGGCGUUGCCUCCGUGCAAAAAGUCUCAAAGACAAUCAAGAAUUUGCCGACUCCUCAUCUCGAUGCCCUCCGUUUCCGCGCAAACAUCUACUUAACCAACAUCCCACCUUUCGCCGAAGACGACUGGAAAAUCAUUCGAUCAGGAAACCUCGACUACCACGUCAGCUGCCGCACAACACGUUGCGACCUCCCCAACGUCGACCCUGCAACUGGCAUCAAAGACCGCGCAGAGCCCUACAAGACCCUCAAGCAGACUCGAGGAAACAUCGACAAGGGUGCUGGUGCUCAUCCAGUGUUGGGAAUGCAGAUGGUACCUUUGCUCAAGGAUGCUAAAGGCAGUGAGGAGAUUAGAGUGGGAGCAGAGAUGAAGGUCGUCAAGACUGGGGAGCACUACUACAUCAAGUUGUUCCAAGACUAA